Molecule: messenger RNA, 1656 nt
Organism: Saccostrea echinata
Lineage: Eukaryota; Metazoa; Mollusca; Bivalvia; Ostreida; Ostreidae
Exons: 4
Coding region: 34-1161 (375 amino acids)
Source: RefSeq, a predicted model, not a curated record
AAAUCGAAAACGAUGUCACUCUAUAGAUAAACUAUGAUGAAUCCAAGCAUAUUUCAGUAUAUGCCAGAAACGGUGAGGUUUGCAAUUCUCAGACUCGGAAGUAAUUGCAACUGUAAAGACAGUUUCAUCUUUUCUGAUGCUAGAUGCGACAUAAACAGCGUUACAGAUGAGAGAAGAGUCAUGUUAGUCAAAAAUUUUAAUAACAUAUUUAGACGUGGAAUAGAGUUUAUAAAUGAGGUAAAGGAUGGAAACCAGUCUUUUGAAAGCCUUGACAGACAACACAAGGCAGCAUUAUCUGUGUUAAAUUCAUUUGUAAACGAGAAAGAGUUACACGAAAAAAGUCUAAGUAGCAUUCUGGAUCAGCUUCAGAAUGGUGAGGUUUCUGAUGUAGAGAUGACAGUUGCACUCGGGGAACACCUUCUGGGGAGGCUUGCUCCUGGACAGUCCUGUGUCAUCAAUUCCAAAGUUAAUGGGAAAGAAAGAUGUAGUUGCCAACUGGACCAUUGUAUGAAAAUAGCAAAGUUUGGGAACACAGGGAUAGGCCAUGAGGCAGUGUGGCAUGGAUUUGUUGAUAUUAUGUUUCCAUCUUUUGAGAGUGUUGAACCAGAAUGUAUUGCAACCAUUACUAAUCCAGUGGCAAUAGAAUCUAGGCCUACCAUGAAGAAAACCAGAGUGAAUAGUGAAGAGGAUGGUUCUCAGGGAACAGGAGUCCACAUUACCAGUACUCAGUCAGUGGUGGAUAAGAGUGUUGCCGAGACAAUUGUGUUUUCAUUAAUUCAAAAGAACCAUCGUCCAAGCCUUAGAAAUCAUUUGAUUCCUCAUAUUAUCAUCAGUUCUAGUGACUUCAGAAUUCUUAUGUAUGAUGCAGUAAAUGAUGUGUUUCUGUGCAGUGUGCUUCUACCACUUUUCCAGGAUAAAUGUCUGCACAUAACAUCUGUUAUCAUCAUUUGGAUGGUGCUUCAUUAUAGACUGUUUUGUUCAGGGAUAGAUAUUGAACCAAGAAAACUAGAACAAGUGCAUUCAAACUUCAGAAAUUUAUCUCGGGAAAAAUGGGAAGUUUAUUCCGGUUCACUUAAGUCCUGUGUAGGAAGGUUUCCCAUCGUCAGUCAAGAAUUCUUUCCCUCAAAUGAUCUCAUGCUGUUGGGAACAGAGAAUUUUUAGCAAUACAGUAUUAUAAACCUUAAAAUGCCUAUGAUUAAUUUUGUUCACUGGUACAUGAUGGACAUUGUUGUUAUUUAUGUAGAAGUGAUUGAAUUGAGGGAAUAUAAAGUGCAAUAUUCACAUUUCACACACUAUAAAUGUCCUUCAUUGUGAACAUGCACAUUCUUUACAAUAUAACAUAUGCCAGUGUACUUCUUUCUUGUUCUCUCCCAUCUAUUUGUUAUCUAUUAUGUUUACUUGGGAUUUCAGUAAAGUUUUAUUACAUAUUUUACAGAGGGACUUAGAAAAGUACUAGUAUAUUACCUCCAAUAAAUGAGAGAGUCUUAUAAAUACAUAUAUGUAAAUGUACAAAGUUCAUCCUGUUAUGUAAAUUUAACGACUCAAAUCAUGGCCUCCAGGAUAGGGAGGGGGCUACUAUUAUGAAAUUAUGAAUCUGUUAGUGCAAUAAUAGACUACAUAAAAAAAAAAAGAAUUUUGCUGAACAAAUUCUGGCAU